AUGCGCAGGUGCUUUUCAUUCCUAGCUAAUGCACCAUGGGUAUUCAAAAACUCAUCUGCCCCCAGCAUACUCAGAGAAAUGGACCCAAAAUUCAAGCAAGUAGUCGAAGAAAAUCUCACUGAAGGCUUUACCUUUGCUUUUAGAUCUAUAUGUGAAGCCUUAUCUAAUCAUGAUAAAUCUAUACUCUCAGAGUGCUUAGAAGGUAGGUUAUUUGAAACGGUCAGUUCUCGUAUAGAUGCCUUGGAAAAUUCAGGACACCAGUUCAAGCUUCUUGACACUGAAAAUUUUGAUUUAAAAGAAUAUAAUUUGUGUAUAUCCAUGGGAGUUGAAAUAGAAAGAAAAAACAAUAAACCGAAAGAGGAUUACGUAAAAAUAGCUAGUUUAGAAGAGAUUAAACCUAUGGCGUCUCUUGGUUCUAUUAAAGAAGAAAUAGGAAAAGCAGGUCUCCCAUGGAGUGACGAUUUAUGAAAAAAUAACAUGGACUAUAUUUGGGUGUACAUAAGCCCUUCAGCCCCAGCAAAUAUAAUAUUUUCGAUAGACGCUGUUUUUUAUGGCCAAAACCCUUUAACUUUGAUUCAUAAUUCAAAAGACGUUGUGUAUAAUGAUAACAGAGAAAAUGAAAUACAUGUCUUGAAAUUCGAGUCUUGUGCUAUAAAUAAAGGCUUACAAAAAAAUAUUCUUUUUACAGGAGGGUUUCAGGGUUUAAUUGAGCCUUUGAAAAGAUUAGGAUCAGAAUUACUUAAACAGUCAUGGGUUGUAGUUGACAUAGACAAUAUUAUGGGAGGAAAUCCUUAUGUCAUCUCAAAAAACAGUAAAAAAUUAUCAUAA
Molecule: messenger RNA, 828 nt
Organism: Blepharisma stoltei
Lineage: Eukaryota; Ciliophora; Heterotrichea; Heterotrichida; Blepharismidae
Source: the annotation of a GenBank genome assembly